This is a messenger RNA of Populus trichocarpa (black cottonwood), 2714 nucleotides long. RefSeq names its product reticulon-like protein B17. The coding region runs from base 1192 to 2508 and encodes 438 amino acids. NCBI's taxonomy places the organism in Eukaryota, Viridiplantae, Streptophyta, Magnoliopsida, Malpighiales, Salicaceae. The transcript has 8 exons. The record is from RefSeq and is a predicted model, not a curated record.
AUAAUUGUCUCCAUCUGAACAUGAAAUGUGACCAAGCAAAUCUAAUACCCAAGAAGGGUAGCUAAAGAAGAAUCCCUCAUCCUUGUGCCUGGUAAGGAACCUAACCGAUACACCAAUGGUUGCUUGAAAGAUAUCCCAUGGAGACACUAAUGAGCAACAACUCUUGCAGGGAUUACUGGGGGGUUCAAGAAUUAGUUCCGAAUAACUUCUAUUAGAGUUGAACAAUCAUCUCUUGAAGAUGGCCUUGGAAGGUUAAAGUCCUUCUGCCAGAGACAUGCCGAGAAACAAUAGUUUUUUACACAAUUACUAAACCUGACCCGAACUAACGGUUAAUCUUAGUAACCAAGGUCAGGUUUUAUCUCAAACUAGUUCAGAGGUUGAUCCGGUAAAAACCGGGUUAAUCUAUUUACACCUUGUUAACUUGAUUGAUCUAACUAAACUCAAUGAUACCCUGCAUAGUUAAUUUCUAGGAUUUUCAAAAUGAUAAUAUUUUGGUUUUUAAAUUUUUUUUUUUUAUCUAAAACAACAUGGUUUUUAGGAUUGAUCCUACAAACCAACAACCUAAACCUUUGAGCAGUUUGAUAACUAUGAUUUUACAGAAUCAUCAGCAGAUUCAUGUUGAACAUUAAUCCUUGCUUAUUAUGCUAACACUUCAAAAUAAAUAUGCUACCAUAGCUGUAACUAACUAGGCAAGUGUGUUAAUUGACAAAUAUUUGAUCUAUUUAAAAUAUUAAAAGCAUUCAUGUUAAAAGAAUUCUAUCCAGAAUUGAUCUAUUUAAAAAAAAAAUUAUUUUUUUUAAUUAAUCCGUAUUAACCUAUGAGACAUUCUACCUGGAUAUAUAAAUUGGGUUUAAUAUCCAUACUUUCAACAAAUGCAAUCCCACCAUGACAAAGCCACAAAACAAAGAGUAGAUUAGAUAGAGAGGCCCAUCACUUUCUUACCGUUGCACUUCUCCUGGCCCUAUUGACCCCCACAAUUCCCACCCUAAGAAUUCAAAAGGCAACAAAAACCCUGUCUCUCCAACGGCUCCUUUCAUUUCAACAAAACCCCAACAUCAAAAACCCUUUCCUUUCUCAAUCAAAAACCUCAAGAACCCUCUCCAAAUCUUCACAUUUACCAAGCUUUGCUUCUUCUUCUAUCUCGAAUCCCUCCAAAAUCCCCCAAAAAUCUGCCAUUAAAGCAUUCAAGAAAUGGAUACAACACCACCUUCUCAUAGGUCAAACCCCAACUCUCAAGCAAAAUCAGCCUCUCGUUUGUCAAGAAUCACAUACUCUAUCGAACCAGAAGCAAAGCCUCCACAGCUGUCUCUAGACCUUAUCCCUUCGUCGGAAAAGAAAACCCCAUCAAGUCUUUCACUCAAAUCCUCAACCAACUCUCUCCCUCUUCAAGAACAACUCCUCCUCUUUCCUUCUCCUUUGAGAAAAUCAAGAAACCGUCUUGUCGACCGGUAUGAGAUGCCGGAGGAGGGUGUUUUAGAGAAAAAUGGGUCUAGAAGGAGAUGCAAAAGUAGAGGAUCUCAGAUGGGUUCUUUAGGUUGUGCUUCACCAAGGAGUAAUAGAAGGUUAAGGAGAAGAUUGGAGGUGGAGAGUAUGGAAGAAAGGGACUUGAUUGGUUUUGUGGAUGAGGUUGGAAAAGUGAGAAAGAGGAGACAUAGCGGCCGGUCUAAGAAGGAGAAGGAGAAGGAGAAGCUCUCUUUAGUCCCUUCAUUGCCUUCUUCUAGCACCACUCCAAUUGAUGAAGGUGAUGGAGUCAAUUUGGAGAGGAUUGGGAUGGUUGUUUAUAAUCUGAUAAUGUGGAAAGAUGUGGCAAAAUCAAGUCUUUGGUUUGGUCUUGGAUGCCUAUGUUUCUUGUCUUCCUGCUUUGCUAAAGGGAUUAGCUUUAGCAUUUUCUCUGCCAUUUCACAACUCGGGCUUCUGUUUUUGGGUGUAUCAUUCCUCUCGAAUUCGAUAUGUCAAAGAAACAGUGUUGAGAAGCUGAGAAAAUUUAAGCUGACAGAAGAGGACAUUUUGAGAGUGGGUAGAUUGAUACUUCCAGCUGCAAAUCUUGCAAUUUUAAAGACAAGAGAUUUAUUCUCAGGAGAGCCAUCCAUGACCCUCAAAGUGAUUCCUUUCUUGCUUCUUGGUGCGGAGUAUGGUCAUCUUGUAACUUUGAGGAGGCUUUGUGGAAUUGGGUUUUUCAUUAGCUUCACCAUACCAAAACUAUUUGCUUGCUAUUCUAGUCAGAUUAACCAGAAAGUUGAGCACUUGAAAUGCCGGAUGAUGGAAGCAUGGAGAGCUUGUUUUCACAAAAAGAUGGUGGCAGCAUCAGCAGUCACAGCUUUCUGGAAUCUGUCAAGUGUCAAAACCCGUAUAUUUACUGCAUUUAUAUCUUUGGUAAUACUACGAUGCUGCCGGCAACAACUAAUGCCAAGCCAGGAAGAAGGCGGGUUACAGCCAACACAAGUAGAAGGGGAAGCAGAAGGAGAACAAGAGCCAAAACAGGCAGGAGUGGCCUCCCUAAAUCAGUAGGCAUCUUUGCCAUUUCUAACAACAAUAACUUGCACUUUAAGCAGAAUAUGAGAGGCAUUGUGUUGUCCUCUAUAAAACUAACACUUACUGUGGACAAAGAACGAUCCCUCCAUUUUAUUAUGUACAAAUAAAAAGAUAUCGUAUUUCAAUCCAUUUAUUAUGUAAAUGGAAAUAAAGUAUAUGAAUGAAGGUAGGUCUUGCAAGAA